Molecule: messenger RNA, 6014 nt
Organism: Notolabrus celidotus (New Zealand spotty)
Lineage: Eukaryota; Metazoa; Chordata; Actinopteri; Labriformes; Labridae
Product: ribosomal protein S6 kinase beta-2-like
Exons: 17
Coding region: 235-1647 (470 amino acids)
Biological process (GO): signal transduction; protein phosphorylation
Molecular function (GO): protein serine/threonine kinase activity; ATP binding
Source: RefSeq, a predicted model, not a curated record
ACCCCUGAUGACGUAGGAGGUUAAAGUUCCAACCCGCGACAUCAACAUCUCGGAGCGAUCAUGCUGUCAAGAGCAGCAUGAAGGAAGCCUAAACAGUAUCGUAGUGUUUCUGAUUAUUUGACGAAGAGUGUAAGAAGAGAAAUGCAAGUCACUUCUGUUUGACUGUGGACUGGGAUAUAAGAGGAAUCAUCGGUUAGAGCAGCGAUCACAGAUUUGACAUUUUACAAACCGAGCAUGGCAGGAGUAUUCGACAUCGACCUGGAGACCGAGGAUGUCAGUGAUACAGAGGAUGAUGUCUGUGACUUCACCGUAGCAGAACCAGAGAAUGUUCAAACAGAGGAGGUGGAGUUAACCAGCGAAAGUGUCAACAGAGACAGUGAGAGAGUCGGACCUGACUGCUUUGAGCUGCUCACUGUGCUGGGAAAAGGAGCUUAUGGCAAGGUUUUCCAGGUGAGGAAGGUCCAAGGGCCUCAGACGGGGAAGAUAUUUGCCAUGAAGGUCCUGAAAAAGGCUAAGAUAGUGUGCAAUGCUAAAGACACGGCACAUACGCGAGCAGAGCGGGAGAUUCUGGAGACGGUGAGACACCCAUUCCUCGUGGAUCUGCUCUACGCCUUCCAGACUGGAGGGAAACUUUACCUUAUAUUGGAGUGUCUGAUCGGAGGGGAACUAUUCAUGCAGCUUGAGAAAGAAGGCAUCUUCAUGGAGGACACUGCAUGCUUCUACCUCGGAGAGAUCACACUGGCCCUCGGCCACCUCCAUUCCAAUGGGAUUAUUUACCGGGACCUCAAACCUGAAAACAUCAUGCUCAAUCACCAAGGACACAUCAAGCUGACAGACUUUGGCCUCUGUAAGGAAUCGAUUCAUGAUGGAACCGUCACUCACACCUUCUGUGGCACCAUAGAGUACAUGGCUCCAGAGAUCCUGACCAGGUCGGGUCACAACCGAGCAGUGGACUGGUGGAGUCUGGGGGCCCUGAUGUAUGAUAUGAUGACCGGAUCACCUCCGUUCACAGGUGAAAACAGGAAGAAGACCAUUGAUAAGAUUUUAAAGUGUAAACUCAACCUGCCGCCAUAUCUGACCAUCGAUGCAAGGGACCUCAUUAAGAAGCUGCUGAAGAAGAAUCCGGCCCAAAGACUUGGCUCCAGUACAGCAGACUGUGCUGAUAUCCAGAAACAUCCGUUCUUCAGACACAUCAGCUGGGACGACCUGCUCGACAAGAGAGUGGAGCCUCCAUACAAACCCCAGCUGCAAUCCGACGAGGAUGUGAGCCAGUUCGACACCAGGUUUACCCGCCAGACACCUGUGGACAGUCCAGAUGAUUCGACACUCAGCCACAGUGCUGAGCUCGCCUUCGCUGGUUUCACCUACGUGGCUCCGUCUGUCCUGGAGAGUCUAAAAGAGGGUUUCUCAUUCGAACCUCGACCUCGACAUAUACGCCGACACAACAGCAGCCCACGCACACCCAUCAGUCCUCUGAAAUUUUCCCCAGCUGGACCCUUCAAGUCGAGCAUGGAUGGAGAGCCAGACCUUUUCUCUCCAACCUCUCCCCCAACAGUUCCAGUUCGUACUCCUCUGGAAAACGGAACCGCCAGCCAGCCUAUCAGGACGCCUGCGCGGAACAAGAAGCAGAAGGGAAAUCGCAGAUGAAGAGAUGAACAUUUUAUGGGUGACAGUGAGUGUUGAGGCACAGACCUGGAGGGCUUAGUUGUUUUGUUUUUUUUGCAAGUAUCAUGCUUGUGUGAAGUGGUUCGACAUAUUCAGUUUUACUCUAUCUUAACCACUUAUUCACUGGAUCAACCUGGAGUUGUUGGGCUUUAACUUUGUGGUUACAGAUCUUUAUUUUUUUUACAAAUCCUUGCAGGUCAUUUCAAAUCAUAAAGCUUUAAUUUAUAUCUUCCAUACGUCUGUACUUGAGAUUCACAUGAGGGAUCUAAUGCUACUUUGCAACAUAACUGAAAAUGGGUACACAUAAGGGACGACUCAAAUGGAUGGGAUGAAAAGUCAACAUCAGUACCCUUUGUGAAACAACAGAGCGCGCUAUCUGCCUUUGACUUCUUCUAGAUUAAGGUUUACAGUCGUGGCAGCGGCAGCAGGUGGAGAUUUUGCACCACCAGAGAUUUCCACACAUGCAUUCACCAAAAGAUAUUGCCAAACUUUUUAUGCGUUUAAAUUUUUUAUCCAUAAAAUAUUGCUGUCAGCUAACGAUAAACUAGUGGACGAUCUCUCAUUCUUCUGCUCCUCACAUGUUAUGUUUGGCAAGUAGCUUGUCCACAUCUGCUUUACAGGGAACAGAGAGAAAAAUAGAAACUUAACAGACAACAUCACAACUUUUACUGAUGAUUGUUGUUCUAGCUGUUUCCAUUCACUCCUCUUACUUGAUGAUGGAGCGUACCUUUUGUGUUCUUUCAACAUAAAGAAAGUUAAAGUAAUUAUGAGGCGAUCUCUCCCUCUGAAGCUUGAGCAUUAACUCGGUUUUUACACCCUAAAAAAAUGUCUCUCGUGUAUCCAGCUCUGUGAAUCCAGUGUACCAUUGGUCACACUGCUGCAGAAAGGUAUGAGAACAUAAGACUUGUAUGAUAAUGUUUUCUUUAAAUAGCACUUGAAAGAGGGCAAAGAAAGCACUGAUUCUACUCCACUUACUUUCCUGAACGUCUCUGCUUAGUGAAGGUCAGGAAAGUGAUUGAUUGAUCAGUAGCAGUGUUUCAUUUUGUACGAACAUGCUAAGACAAUUACAGCCAAAGGGAAACUGUGAUAUAGAGCUUUUUUAGGUUCAUUAGUUCAUCAGGUUUUAAUUAGUUCAGCAGAGAGGUCGCCUAUCACAGUCUGGCGUUUUAAUUAGAGAACUGAUGAAGGAUGGCUUGAUUGAGGUUUUGGGUUUCUUUUCUAUUAAGGUUGAAGUGUUGAACUGACCUUCAUCUAGGUUAGAAGAAACCUCCAACUACACACAUGUAAAGAAGGAUUCUUAAACCAUGGCUCUGUUAUUACAUAUUCCAGGGUUGGAAUACUGGAGAGGUACUAAAGGAUUUGUUGUUUUGACAGAAGAUUGUUUCAGAUGGCGGCCACAGGAGGCUGCAAUGGCGACGUUGUAAUCCCUGAAGACAGUUUUUCCACUAAAAGUCAGGUUUUUAGUCUUGGACACCAUCAUUACAAUUAUGGUAUCUGCUGAAUGAAAUGCUAUAGGCACACGAAAGAUAAUUUAUUCCUAAAUAUCAGAUCAUGCUCUGAUUUCAGCUGUACGUCACUGUUUCUAUGAAUACAAGUCUUUACAUAUACUGCCAAAGCUUAAACGCAUCGUAUCCUCACAUACUCCAAAAGGAACAACCAUGUUUUAUUUUAAAUAGCACUUCAUAGAGAUGCUAGAAUGUGUAUUAAGGUAUGUUAAUUAGGAGUAAAAAAAAGCCACUGUUAAAUAAUGAGAAUGGGACCAUUUGUUCAAAAAAACAAACAAAAAAAAAGCAUUAAAUUAGUACGUCACUGGCUGUAUAUAAAGUUGGGUAACGAGCCUCCACAGCCUGUUGCAAAAGUGAUGCCAAAAUCCCCCCUGGAGCCAGAGUCUGUGCAGUGCAGUACAGCUGAUGGAGCCAGGGCAUUGACGCUCUGUUCCCUCCUCCCUGUCAAAUUCAUAUUGCAAUAGCAUGAUGAGAACUAACUAUAAUGGCAGAGGGCAUGAUGAGGAAAAAUGUUUGACCCUGUGUCUUCAAUUUCCAGUUGACCCAUGUCCCAUCUGUCCCAUCUAACAUGGUGGAGGCUGGCUCUUUAACCUAUUCUGCAACCAGUCACCAGGGGGAGCUCUAAAUGCCUUGGCUUCACAUCAUCCAUCUCUUUAUAAAGCCUGUGACUAAAAUGUACAGUCAAAGCAAGAUGCUCAAAGUGGUGCUUUCUGAAAACAAAUUGUAAUCUUUUAUAAAAUAAAAAAAAAGUAUUUUGGUUACAGAAAAAAAACUAUUUUUGACACAAAAAAAGGUUGAAUAGUAUUCAAACAAAUAAUUAAGGACUAGAUAUUGAGCAGUGUUUGCCUGGCACUGCCUAGCAUAAGACUAGACUCUGGGCUGAACCACUCAGGCAAACACCUGUUCAAUGCUUCACUGUAUUAUGAAAAUGCUAUGAGGUUAACUUUAUGCCAAAAUUCUUUCAGUAUUUUGUUUUUGUUUUUUGCUUAGAUAAAUGUCUCAUAGGUGUAGUGAAAUUAAACUUUACACUGGCUCAGUGUGUCAGUAAAUACUGGCCCUGUCAUCAUAUGUUGUAUUACAGAAUAAUAUAAAAAAAAAAAAAAGAAGCAAAACAAGCAUGACUUUUUCAUACUUAGACACAAGGAACUCUUCAAGGCAGCAGAGACAAAAUUAUCAAGAGCAAGAGUGUAAUGUUACAAAUUGAUUCAGUGCAUAAAAAAUGGACAAUUGCUAGUUGUUUAAUUAUGAUAUGAAUUGUACAGCUUUCAAUCAAUGCAUCCAACCCAGUCAUGUAUAUAUGUAUAUAUGAGGUAACAGAGAAGAGGAAGUAUUGCAAAAACAAAUUGAUGUAAAUAACAUGGCUGAAGAAGUUGUCUUUCAAUUUGUUUUCAUAAUCCUCCUUCAAUUUUUGAAUCUCUUGCCUGUCUGUCAUGAACUGAAAUGGAGAAUUAAGAAUGUUUUUGACAAAUAUCACAAAAACAAUAUCAGUAAUCAUAUGAAUAUAUGCAGACAAAAUACUUUAAACCCUAGAUUGCUGUUGGGCUAGCGGUUUAACGCGCACCCUGUGUACAGAGUCAAUAGCUUUCAUCAUGGAACUCAUUGCUUUGCUGUGUGUCUUCCCCUUCUCUCUGCUCCCCAUGUUUCCUGUCUCCCUUCUGCUCUCCUGCCCAUUGAUAAAUAACUUAAAAGAAUAAAUAAAUAAGGAGCACGUAAGUGCUGCUUCAGAUAAUAUUGCCAAAUGGUCUUUCUGACAGCAAAGUAAAGCACCGAAAUGUUCCAAAUAGGGAUUGCACCUACACGAGAACAGUGCUUUAGUUGUAGUUUGUUAAAAUGAUGUGGUAGAGUUGACACCAUCCUAAGUGGAUGAUAGCCUAGCUUCAGCUCUGGAUCUUCGGCCUCUUUCUCACCACGAGCUGAGUUCACUGGCAUCCCCUGUGGCUAUUACAUUUACAACUGACAAGUACCUCAUAAAACCACACUUUAAAAAAAGGGAGCGAAGAGGUACUGUCUUGUCCUCUAAGGUGACAGAUUACCACCCCAAAGGCAAGUUUAGUUCCAGCAGAGCAGAAUGAGGGACACAUAUUUAGAAAAGUGAUGUUUUCUGAGUUUUUAAUGUUAGCAUCCUUACAUCUUUAAUUUUUAACAUUCUAGAGUACACGCAUAAACAUUGUUAUUGUUGACACGAGCUCUUAGCUGUGUUGAGUGUCAACACGUUGAGCUGCUAGCAUGACUAUGAAUGCCUGUUCAAUUAAAUCACCAACUGAUGGAAGGAAAAAAAAAACACUUGAAUAAGGAAUCAAGCAAAAACAAACAAACAAAAAAUAUUAAAAUGUAGCCGAGCAUUAUCCAUUUGACUUUUAUUGGUUCUGCAGAUAAUUUUGUCAAACUGUAUUUUGUCUGUAUUUAUUCAUCUCCAACAUUACUCUUUAAAUAUUAGACACAGUGUGUCUCCACAUAAAAAGCUGCCUUUUAUUUUCAAAGAGAAGAUUCCUUGCUGUGUGGAAACAUGUCCGCCAUGUAAAGUCUGCUCCUUCCACCAGCCUUCUUUAUUAACACUGGAUGUGAACAAUCAAGCCUCUUUCUGACUUAGGUUUACAGAAUCUCAUGAACUGUAGAAACAGAGCUCAGUUUUGUAAAUGUGUUUAUAAGAAUAAUAAUAAUUAUGGAGUGAAGGAUAAAGUGCUGGGAAAAAGAUUCCCUACUCCUAAGUUUAACAUAUUUUAAGUUUAAAAAAGUUACAUGGAAUGCAGUUUAUUUUUGUGAUUUCUAAUUUUUUUCUUUGGCUUGUAUUCUUUCUGCUGUAUGAUGAAUGUGUUAUGAAUAAAAAAGUAACAUAUCACUAAA